AUGGAGCUGCGGCACCGGCGGCUGGAGGUCCUGGGGGCCAACCGCUCUAGAUGUAUCCUAUUCGUGGAGCCCCUCGCCCUCACCGUACCUUUCCCGUCGCCCGUGGAGGCGGAGAUUGCCCACUGGUUCCUGACUUCACAUGCUGAACUCCGAGGGCCAGUUCGGCAGGAGCUCGAUGUGAACGUCACCGUCCUGACUGUGUUAGUUCUAGAAUAUGGUCAGGGGAGAGGGUGGUGGCCAGUGGCCAGGGACGAUGUUUCUGUGCGUGGUUCCAUGCAGCUGGGGAAUGAGACCCUGGUGUCCCAGUUUCUUCUGGGAGGGCUGACUGACACAGAGGAGCUGAGGCCCUUGCUCUUUGCGGUUUUUCUGCUGGUCUACAUAGUGGCUGUGGUUGGGAACCUGGGCAUUGUCAGCCUUAUUGUAAUGGACGCCCGACUUCACAGCCCCUUGUACUUCUUCUUCGCCGACCUUUCACUGCUGGGCACCGCCUAUAUCUCCAGCACAGCGCCCCGGCUGCUGGCACACCUGCAGGCACCAGUGCGGACCGUGCCCUAUCGUGCUUGUCUUACCCAGAUAUUCUCUCUCCACUUCCUGGCUCCCUGGGAGUGCUUCCUGCUCACAGCCAUGGCCCACGACCGCUAUGCCACCAUCUGCCGGCCACUGCACUACCUAGUCCUCAUGGGCCAACGGACCUGCGCAGGACUGGCUUCAAUCUCCUGCCUGCUUGCCUUGGCCAAUGCGCUCACCCACACCAUCCUUGCAGCUCUACUCAAGUUCUGUGGGCCUCGCCUUAUCACCCGCUUCUUCUGUGACCUCCCUCCUCUGAUCAAACUCUCUUGCUCAAGCACGUGGGCCCAUGAACUUGCCCUGUUCUUCUCCAGCUUUGUGGUGGCUCUUGCACCCUGUGCCCUGGUUGUGAUCUCUUACAUACACGUCGUGGCUGCUAUUCUCAGGAUUCGCUCCGCUGAGGGCCGAGGAAAAGCCUUCUCCACCUGUGGUGCUCACAUCACUAUGGUGUGCGUUUUCUACAUCACUUCAGUCCUCUGCUACAUCCUCCCCAGCUCGGCAUACUCUGGCUUGUGGGACCGGGUGCUCUCUGUGCUCUACGUGGUCCUCACUCCCAUGCUCAACCCCAUCAUCUACAGCAUGCGAAACAAGGAGGUGAAGAGGGCUUUGUUCCAGGCCCUUGGGAAAGAAAGUGCCUCCUAG
Zalophus californianus (California sea lion) is the source of this 1209-nucleotide messenger RNA. Its product is annotated as olfactory receptor 3A3-like. Bases 1 to 1209 code for a protein of 402 amino acids. Lineage: Eukaryota; Metazoa; Chordata; Mammalia; Carnivora; Otariidae. The transcript is spliced from 3 exons. Gene Ontology annotation, molecular function: G protein-coupled receptor activity; olfactory receptor activity. The record is from RefSeq and is a predicted model, not a curated record. Gene Ontology annotation, biological process: G protein-coupled receptor signaling pathway. Gene Ontology annotation, cellular component: membrane.